UAUUAGGCUUAUAUUGUCAACCUUUUCAAGAUAUUGAUUGACCAGCAAACAUGGACUGAUGAUGGCAGCGUGUCUGAAAGGAUGCUUCGCAGCCAGCUCCUUGUGUUUGCUUGUGUUCGGAAGUACCAGCCUUGUGUAGUUAAAGCGGAAGAGUAUUUUGACAAAUGGAAACAGUCUAAUGGAACUCUAAGAUUGCCUGGUGAUGUUGCCUUAGCUGUCUAUGCAGUGGGAGCACAGACAACUGAAGGCUGGGACUUCCUUUUUCAGAAGUACCAGGCUUCUCUGUUCAGUGCUGAGAAGAGUCAAAUUAAGGUAGCUUUGACAAUCAGCAGAAAUCCUGAAAAACUACAGUGGCUAAUGGAAGAAAGCUUGAAAGGAGAUGUAGUGAAAACCCAAGACCUACCAUUCAUUGUUGUGUACGUUAGCAAGAAUCCUUCGGGAUUUCAGUUAGCUUGGAAAUUUCUCAAGAAAAAUUGGGAUAAAUUAGUCCAGAAGUUUGAACUGGGCUCCCAUUCAUUAGCACACAUGGUGAAUGGAGUUACAAACCAAUAUUCCACACGCGAAAUGCUUCAUGAGGUGAAAAGCUUCUUCGAGUCUCUGAAAGAUAAUGGUUCCCAACUCCGGUGUGUUCAGCUUGCAGUGGAAACCAUUGAAGAAAAUAUAAGGUGGAUGGAUAAAUACUUUGAUCAAAUUAAAGCAUGGCUAGAGCAACACCAGAUAUGAUGAGAAGAUACUUAUUUUGAAGAGAGCAAAACAUGGCUAAUGAAAAAUCUGUUUAUAAGGUCCCCCCCCCUCUACACACACACACACACACUAGUUUACUGCUGUUGUACAGUCUAUAAUAAAGAAUUUGCUAAUUUAUGUUGUAAAAAUUUGUUAUAGUUCUUUUACACGAGUACGAAAACGACAAACCAGUGUCAAUUAUUUCUAAUUUUGUGAUUGUAAGUUAGGAAUGCAUUGUUUCAUUUUCACAACAUAUACACUCAAACACUCUUACAAUCUCUUUCAACAAAAUGGCUAGUUUAAAUUCCAUUCGUGGACUGUGUUUACAUCUGUGUUGGCGGGUGUGUGUGUGCAACUCACGCAUGGUCUUCAUUAAGGAGUUUUUUUUUUUUUUUUUUUUUUUAAUAAACUGUUGAAGCCUGUCAACUUGCAGCUGGGAGGCACUCACCCUCCUCCUUACCCUAUGGUUCUGACAACUUUGUAAUGAGCACUGUCCCAACGACACCAUUCAAUAAUUUUAUAUCCUGAAAAAAAAAAAAAAACAGAAAUGUCUCAGAAUGCUCUACAACACUGAGAUGUCCUUCUCUGGUUCUGUCAGAUACAGAUGGGUGUGUGUGUAUGUAAGAAGUUGGUACAUUGGUGUGUAUGUGUUUGUUUAUAUGUUUUAGAAGUCGGUAGGUAUGUAGGGAU
Messenger RNA from Protopterus annectens (West African lungfish), 1413 nucleotides. RefSeq names its product endoplasmic reticulum aminopeptidase 1-like. NCBI's taxonomy places the organism in Eukaryota, Metazoa, Chordata, Ceratodontiformes, Protopteridae. The transcript has 5 exons. Gene Ontology annotation, biological process: peptide catabolic process; proteolysis. Bases 82 to 723 code for a protein of 213 amino acids. Gene Ontology annotation, molecular function: peptide binding; zinc ion binding; metalloaminopeptidase activity. The record is from RefSeq and is a predicted model, not a curated record. Gene Ontology annotation, cellular component: cytoplasm.